This is a messenger RNA of Sesamum indicum (sesame), 1858 nucleotides long. RefSeq names its product Glycine cleavage T-protein family. Gene Ontology annotation, cellular component: mitochondrion. NCBI's taxonomy places the organism in Eukaryota, Viridiplantae, Streptophyta, Magnoliopsida, Lamiales, Pedaliaceae. The record is from RefSeq and is a predicted model, not a curated record. Gene Ontology annotation, molecular function: protein binding.
CGAUUUCCAUAUGUUCCAAAAUCUGUUACUCGGAGAAGAACGGAGCGAAAAUGUCUUCCCUCUUUGCUGCCAUUUCUUGUACUUACACCCUCCAGCGUUCCCUCCACGCGCCGCUGUCUCGCACGCUGCGAAAGGAUGCGUUUUGGUGCCAUCAAAAGAGGAACAAGAAGCGAUUGUCUGUAGCUUGUGCGUUGCCUUUCGACAUCUCCCCGCCUCCCAUUGACCUCGACCCCCUCGAGACAAUUAUUGAUCCUGAAGCGGAAGCAUCGGGAGAAGUGACAGCGGAUACAUAUGGCAAUGAUGACGAGGCAGUGGAUGCAGUUGACAAUGGUGUUGCGGUUGUGGAUCUUUCAAAUUAUGGCCGAAUAAGAGUCAGUGGGGAAGAUCGGAUUCAGUUUCUUCACAAUCAAACUACUGCAAACUUUGAAUGUCUUGAUGAAGGCCAGGGGUGUGAUACAGUUUUUGUUACACCAACUGCUCGCACAAUUGAUAUAUCUCAUGCAUGGGUCAUGAAAAAUGCAAUAGUGCUGGUGGUCUCACCGAUGACUUGUGGAAGCAUAAUUGAAAUGCUGAAGAAGUACAUAUUUUUUGCUGACAAGGUGGAAAUACAAGAUAUCACCGAGCAGACUAGCAUGUUUGCGUUAUUAGGACCUAAAAGCAACAAAAUAAUGGAGGACUUGAAUCUAGGAGAUCUUGUUGGACAACCAUAUGGCUCUCACAAACAUUACAGUGUUGGUGGGAUGCCACUGACUGUGGCAGUAGGAAGUAUCACUUCGGUGGAAGGUUUCACAUUUAUGAUGUCUCCAGCUGUUGCUGGAUCAGUCUGGAAGGCUCUUUUAGGUCAGGGUGCAAUUUCUAUGGGUUCCAGUACUUGGGAGACACUGAGGAUUCUUCGAGGAAGACCAACUCCUGGCAAAGAACUCACAGAUGAAUUUAAUGUUUUAGAGGCUGGUCUCUGGAGAGCUGUCUCUUUGAAUAAAGGCUGUUAUAAAGGACAAGAGACCAUUUCAAGACUUGUAACUUAUGAUGGAAUCAAGCAGAGAUUAUGGGGGAUCCGUUUAUCCUCUCCAGUGGGACCAUGCAGCAUCAUCACAAUUGAUGGGAAGAAGGUAGGAAAAUUGACGAGCUUCACAGCUGGUACAAAAUCAUCCGGGCCAUUUGGAUUAGGAUAUAUUAAGAGGAGGGCAGCUUCAGAGAGCGACUCUGUAACUGUUGGUGACAGCGUCAUUGGGACACUGGUAGAAGUUCCCUUUCUUAGGGAACAACUUCCACCACCAAAGCCUUAGCCUAGAUACUCUUAGCUUCCUUGUUAAUUUAAACAAUGGUCCUCUUAAGUGGCUGGUGUGCCCUUUGUGAAUGUUGUAUUCCUAUCAUUUCUGUUCAGAUAUGGCAUACAGUAAUUAUGUAUGUGAACAAGUUGUCACUAAUCUUAAAUGUCUAAAUUAUUACAAGAACAACUCUACGAUCAAUUUUAGCGGGAAAACUGAAGAAAACCUUAUGUUAUAUAUAAACUUAACGCUAAUUUGAGGUGGCCAAGAAGAAGAGGAUGGUCUGUAACAUACAGUAGUUGAUAAAAAUGUGAUGUGAUGUGGAUUUUACUGUAUGUUGAUUGUCCCUUUGAAUUUUAUGCUAUGACGAAAUCUUUGGUGAAAUCAUGUAUAAGUGGCCUUCUGUGUUUCUUUUGUUGAAUACUCCAUCUUUGAUGAGUAUAGGAGGAACUUGAUCUUCUCUUCAAGAACAAGAAGACUUCUUUCUGGGGAAGCAUGUAUAUACACCAUUUUACAGAAUCUACCCACCUAAAAUCUAAAAGGGCAUCUACAUGUCUCUGCCUCCCUGUCUGAAUUUCUUCUCUUUCAGG